Messenger RNA from Neoarthrinium moseri, 1563 nucleotides. RefSeq lists its product as uncharacterized. Lineage: Eukaryota; Fungi; Ascomycota; Sordariomycetes; Amphisphaeriales; Apiosporaceae. Bases 1 to 1563 code for a protein of 520 amino acids. The transcript has 3 exons. The record is from RefSeq and is a predicted model, not a curated record.
AUGUACGACAACGAAACCAACAAGAUAUACUACAGCCUCUGUAACAGCGUCGGCACCCCAAUAUUUCCUUUUGAUGACUCGGCCGCCCUGUCUUUACCGUUUCCACCUUUGAAAGGCACUAAGAUCACGGGCACGGGUUACAAGAAUGAUAAUGGGGUUCAAGCAGCGGUGUUCUAUCAGGAGGAAGGGGGACAGAUCGUGGAAGCCCUGUACGAUUGCGACUCUACUGGCCAUUUCGUCCCCACUCCCGACAAUGCUUGGAAGAUCUCCUUGGAUAUCGCUCCAUCAAUCCUCAAUGGGACCGGUUUGAAAGUCUUCCUAAUGGGGUCGACCGAUGGUUACAGGCUAUUCUACAAGGACGAAGACAGCUAUACCGCGGAGCUAAGCUUUCGGCCUGGAGACCGAGGAUGGUCAUUCACUGGCCAAGUAUCGCAAACGCCGUACUUGGGCUGGGCUGUCACGGGAGGUUUCAUCGACCCUAAUAAACCAAUAGUGAUCAGCGCUGCUUUCCUUCGAGACGACAAUAUAGAACUAUGUACGCAGACACCCGGUACGCGGUGGAGACUUGAAACAGUCCCUGACACAUUGAUGGCACAAUCAAUCGACGCCGAUGAGGGAGCCUCAUGGUUCAAACCUAGUAAUGACACGAACCUCCGCGAAGAUCGGUACGGCGUGACUCCCUCAAAAACGAAUGCUACGAUAGAAGGACUUGAAGCGAAGCGUGCUGAUAUAGCCAUGUCCCUGGACUCCGCAACCAAUCCACAUGUCUUUUACAUCGGCUCUGAUGGAUUUUUGCACCAUUAUCAAAAGACUUGGAACGGUACAUGGACCCAGGGCUCGACACAGGACAUAUCGACAUGGCCAAAGCCUGAUGAUCGUAAUGGCGAUAUCGGACUCGAUUUUGAUGCUGGACGUGAUAGAGUCUGGUUGUACAUGAAGGUUAAUGGGAGCUUGACACAGCUGUAUCAGUCCGGCAACAACACUUGGGAGCCGAGCUUCACUCUCCUCAAACAGAACACUACAGACACAGCCAACUCCACCUCGCCGACAACUGAGGCUGAGCCUUCGAACAGUGGUGGUUUAUCCCAAGGGGGAAAGAUUGGGGUCGGGGUGGGGGUUGGACUUGGACUUCCUCUUGUCGUAGCGGCGAUAGCCGUUUAUAUGUUCUUCCACAUCCGUAAUUCUCGAAAGAACAGGGAUGCCGAAACAGCUGCCGUCCAGGCUGCGCACUACGAUGCCACAAGUCCCGCGCAUGGAAUGAGUCCAAAUCCACAUCUGUCGAUCAACAGUUCUCCUGCGCCGCAGUAUACAUCUGGAUACUGGGAGGGAGGCUACUGGGCCGAUGGGCAGUGGGUACCGGCGGUCGCCCAACCAUACGGCAAGCCCGAGGGUGACUGGCGUCAGAGCCAGGGCUACUAUGGAAACAACCAAAUUGCUCCCGAAAACGCUAUCCAACCUAUGCAUGAACUUCCCCACCAGGAGCGACCCCAGGAGAUAUCUAUCGAUGGUCAGCUGAAUGAGAUGUCCGCCGAGACUAGGGAACCAGGGGGAGUUACGAAGUAG